Messenger RNA from Mugil cephalus (flathead mullet), 7874 nucleotides. It is a transcript of the gene tns2a, whose product is annotated as tensin 2a. The record is from RefSeq and is a predicted model, not a curated record. Gene Ontology annotation, molecular function: protein binding; protein tyrosine phosphatase activity. Gene Ontology annotation, biological process: peptidyl-tyrosine dephosphorylation. The coding region runs from base 627 to 5732 and encodes 1701 amino acids. Lineage: Eukaryota; Metazoa; Chordata; Actinopteri; Mugiliformes; Mugilidae. The transcript has 28 exons.
GUAAGAGUGAGGCAAACCUAGGCAGAAGGGUAGAGGCAGGAGGAACGGGAGGAAAGAGGGACGUGCUCUUAGGAUGGGAGGACUGGGAAAGUAAAGGAAUACAGAAAAGUUUCACGAGAUGGGAAGUUAAGUCUUUAAACCACUGAAGAAGGAGAAGAAGAGGAAGAAGUAGAAGAAGGAGAAGGAGAGAUGUGGUGAUUAGCUUAAAGACGGAAAAGAAAAAGUAGGGGAGCUAGGUGUGUGUUUUGAGAAAGUUGGGGGUGUUUGCAAGUGAACAAAGGGGAGCUGGCGAGAGGGGGGGCGGAGGCAGGAAAACGGGGAGUCCACAUGUGCGAGAGAGGUGUUUUCAUAAAGCGUAGGAAAAGGAGCCGAGGGGGCCAGAGUGUAUCCUUCCCUCCGUCCCUGUAGCGGGGCUGAACGAGAGCCAGGAAAAGGGGAAGGGCCUCGGUCUCCUCCUCUCCAGCUGACAAAAACAGCUGCCCGGAGGGAGCCCGGAGCCCGGAGCCGGAGCCAGAGCCCGUCCACAGAACGAGGGGAAGAAGAAGAAGACACAGAAGGACCAGAGGAGGAGGAGGAGGAAGAGGAGGGAGGAAAACAUCUCCAGAUCCAGGACCCCGUCCUCCUAUAUGGGUUGCGUCCUGAGCUCGGACUGGUGUGGGGAGGGAGAGGUGCAACCGGUGCUGGUGGUCAGGAACCCGUCUGUGAAGAGAAGGAGUCUGGAGAGGAGCGAGAGUGGAAGGAUGAGGCUGACAAAGGCGGGGAAGGGAGAGCCCCACGUCUUCAAGGAGAAGACGUUCAAGAAGAAGCGGCAGUGCAGCGUGUGUCGGCAGAACGUCGACAACGUGGGGUCCUUCUGCAGAGUAUGCAAAACAGCCACCCACAGGAAGUGCGAGGCCAAGGUGACCUCUGCGUGCAUCCCGGCUCCUUCCAACGAUCUGCAGCGUAGAGGGACCACUCCUUCCCGACACGUCCAGCACAUGGGAUCCACCAAGUCUUUAACCUACACCAAACAGAGAAACACGUUGCCCAGGAGCUUCAGCGUGGACCGCGUCAUGGACCGAGUGAUGGAGCGCCACUACGACUUCGACCUGACCUACAUCACCGAGCGGAUCAUCUCCGUCUUCUUCCCCCCGAAGCUGGAGGAGCAGAGGUACCGGCUCAACCUGAAGGAGGUGGCCGCCAUGCUCAAGUCCAAGCACCAGGACAAGUUUCUGCUCCUGAAUCUUUCAGAAAGACGCCACGAUAUCACCCGACUCAAUCCAAAGGUUCAUGACUUUGGCUGGCCCGACCUCCACGCCCCGCCGCUGGAUAAGAUCUGCGCCAUAUGUAAGGCCAUGGAGAACUGGCUGACCUCCGACCCCCAGCACGUGGUGGUCCUGCACUGCAAGGGCAACAAAGGUAAAACAGGGGUGAUUAUUGCAGCCUACAUGCACUACAGCAAGAUCUCUGCAGGGGCGGACCAGGCUCUCAGUACUCUGGCCAUGAGGAAGUUCUGCGAAGAUAAGGUGUCCACUUCCCUCCAGCCGUCCCAGAACAGGUACAUCUAUUACUUCGGGGGUCUCCUCUCCGGCGCCAUCAAGAUGAACAGCAGUCCUCUCUUCCUCCACCAGGUUCUCAUCCCGUCGCUGCCCAACUUCCAGGGUGCAGGAGGCUACUACCCCUUCCUGAAGAUCUACCAGUCCAUGCAGUUGGUCUACACCUCAGGCAUAUAUGACCUUCAAGGAACGGGAGGCAGGCGGCUGAGCGUGACCAUUGAACCGGCGCUGCUGUUAAAGGGUGACAUCAUGGUCAAAUGCUACCACAGGCGAGCCCAGAGCGCCGACCGAGACGUGGUGUUCAGGCUGCAGUUCCACACCUGCACCAUCCACGGAUCCCAGCUGUGGUUCGGCAAAGGGGAGCUGGACGAAGCUUGCACAGAUGAGCGUUUUCCUUCUGAUGCCACCGUGGAGUUUGUCUUCUCCUCUGGACCUGAGAAGAUCAAAGGUCGUGAAUACCAGAAGAACGACCCGGCCGUCACGGUCGACUACAACACUGCCGACCCAGUGGUUCGCUGGGACUCCUACGAGAACUUUAACCAGCGGUACCAGGACAGCCUGGAGGAUAUUGCCCACACCAGAGGUCCUGUCGAUGGGAGUCUCUACGCUCAGAUAAAGAAACGCCGCGGUGCCGGCUCCGGUUCUGUCUCCUCGACCAACGGCAGCAGUCCGGGGGCGGGCCUCUCAGAAGACAGGCCCGACCACUUGAUGUCUCAGUGUUCCGACUCUGUCCUCUCGGGCCAUUCCCACCACCUGAACCAGUCGUCCCUCCUCCCCCCCGACCGCCAGGACGAGACCGUCCGCCCGCCGCCGCCGACCAGACAAGAGAGGGAGGAUCUGGAGCGUCUCCUCGGCGGCAUCGAGGGCAGCAGAGACGGCGAGAGGGAGACCGCCAUCUUGGAUGACGGGGACUCUUUGCCCUCGGAGAGGACGGGGACGCUGGGGCUCAGCCGGUCGUGCUCCUGCCGCGACGGGUACCGGUCCCAGCGCUGUGCCGAGCCCGGCUGCGACCGCACGCUCCUCAUGCCCAACGGUUACUGCCUGGACCGGGCUCCGGGCACCAACGGGCACCACGGGGCCACCCCCGCCGCCAGCCCCAAUCCGGCCGCUCCCCCGUCCCACGUGGAUCUGUGCCAACACUACAGCCCCCACUCCCACCAGUCCCUCCCGCCUCCGGACCUGGUCUGGGACCGUCAGAGCGGCCCGCCCCACUACCUGCACCGCUCCUGCUCAGAGGCUCCCUCGUCUCGACACAUCUGCCCGUACCCCUCGCCGGAUCUAACCCCCCACAACCACCCGCACCACCACCCGCUGUCUUCCCCCGGCCGCCUCUGCUGUCGGGACGACGACUUCCCGACCUACCACCACCCUCCUCCGCCGCCGCACGGCCACCAUCACCCCCACCCGCACCACCCGAAACCCUCCACCAGCCCCACCUACCACGACAUAAUGGUGAUCGACGGUCUGCCGCCUCCCGGCUGCCCCUGCAGGGACUGCAGCAUCCGGAGGGAGGACUCGGCAGCUUAUCACGGCCUGAGGCUGGACCGCGGAGACAGCUUCCACUGGGACAGAGAGGCAGAGCUCCAGCAGAGAGAGGUGGUGGGCCUGAGGAGGGCCAGGGAGGCCGAGCUACCCCGGGGCUCGGAGCUCCACUGGGAGAGGGAUCCCGGGCUGAGACGAGGCAGAGAGCUCUCCCUCCACUGGGAGCGAGACCGGGAGGCUGAGCUGCAGUGGGAGAGGGACAGGGAGGCCGAAUACUGGCACAGGAGGGCGACCGUGGCCACCUACGGCCCCCAGGGGCACGACCUCCCGGCCUUCACCUUCGACCCCUUACCGUCCGGUCACCCCGCCUACCCGGAGGCCUCCAGGUCCCACGCCCACUCGCACCUGGACCUCAAGUACAGCAGCAGCAGCAGCGGCUACCAGACGCCGCGCCAGGCGUGCCCCUGCUCCCCUUACCAGCCCUCGCCGUCCGAGAGCAGGGGCUACGCCUCGGGCUACCAGUCCGAGUCCACGUCCCCGCUGCCGCCCGCCUCCUCCAUGACGGGGCCCUGCGGCCAUAGCAACGGGCCGGGAGAGCACAACCACCACCAUCACCACCACCACCACCAUCCAGACUCUCAGCAGUCGUACAGCUCCGACUCACACACCGAGGGCCUUCGUAGCUCUGGUGAAAGCGUGGGCUGGAGGGAUCACAUUACCCACGGUUCCUUCAGGAGAGUCCACAGAGACGCUCACGGCGCGUGCUCCACGCCGUCCGACAUGUCCGGGCCGCCCACUCCCGUCCACACCAGCAGCCCCCUGCGCACACAGGAAAGCCCCAGUCCAGGCAGAGAGUACGACAUCCGGACCACGGACAUCAUCGGCAGCGACUACGAGCCGCCCCAGCCCCAGGAUGGACAAUACCGAAACAACAACAACAACAUCGCUCAGGAACCUCCCAAAACCCAGAGUAGCAGCUCAGAGCCCCUUCAGCCGGUCGCCAAGGACACACAGUCACAACCAGACGCCCCCAACCACUGCACUGCACCGACAGACCCGCCCCCCACCGGCCCCCAACAGCAGCACUGUAGCCCGGAUACAGGUGUGACACCAGCCACGUUAAACCAGGGACACUGCCAGGCUCCUUCCUCCCCCGUACCAGAGGCACAAGCCCGACCUCUCGCUCUCCAGACCCUCAGUCCAUCAGAAGCGGCGCCCCAGACCCAGACCCAGACCCAGACCCAGACCCAGGCGUCUGUACCACCAGCUUCCCCCCAAGUCACCGGAUCGUCACCAACUAGGGAAUCUCACCCCGAAGCCCCCAAACCCAACACCACUACUGCACCAGCCCCCAGCAGCAUGGAGAGCUCCCCCGUGUCUGAUACUCCAGUUCCUGGCUUUGCCACUCUGGGCAGGAGGUUGAUGUUGAGCGGAUCAGACCCCCACCACCCCAAUCACCACCAGCAGCAGCAGCAGCAGCAGCAGCAGCAAGGCCCCCCUCAGCACCACUACCCGGCCCCCGUGGAUCACAGCGCUGCUCUGGACAAUAACAAGAGGCACUGCUUCUCUGGGCCGAGCCCGCAACCCCACCCAGCCCAACCCCACACCAACUACUCCACCAUCUCCAUCCCCCUUCCACACCCUCAGCCCCCUUUGCCAGAGAAGCGCCACGCGCCCACCCAGCCGGGUUCCCCCAGUGAUGCCGUGAGGCCAGCCUCCUCCACCACCAACACCACCAACAACGGCACUGCCCAGCACCAGCACCACGUCACCUUUUCUCCCACUGUGGGGGAAAUCGCACCCCCCGCAGGCCAAAAUGACGACGCAGCGCCCGGAGAGGCCGAGAACGCCAACAGGGUCAGCGUGAAGUUCGUCCAGGACAGUUCGAGGUUCUGGUACAAGCCGGGCAUCUCCAGAGAGCAAGCGAUUGCAGCUCUGAAGGAGCGAGAUCCGGGAACCUUCCUGAUCAGAGACAGCAACUCUUUCCAGGGAGCCUACGGCCUCGCCCUGAAGGUCCUCACGCCUCCUCCCAACGUCAACAACCACAGCAGCAAAGUGAGUGACCCAAUGGAGCAGCUGGUCAGACACUUCCUCAUAGAAACGGGGCCUCGGGGAGUCAAGAUUAAAGGAUGUCAGAAUGAGCCCUACUUUGGGAGUCUGUCUGCACUGGUCUACCAACACUCCAUCACACCCAUCUCUCUGCCCUGCGCGCUUAAAAUCCCAGAAAAAGAUCUGGUCGGGGAGGUGCAGGAGGUUCAACCCGUGAGUAACAUCAGUACAGCUGCUGACCUCCUGAAACAAGGAGCAGCCUGUAACGUCCUCUACCUGAACUCUGUGGAGACGGAGUCGCUGACCGGCCCUCAGGCCAUCGCCAAGGCGACGGACGCCACGUUGGGUCGCAGCCCCCGUCCUUCGGCCACCGUGGUCCAGUUCAAGGUGACGUCGCAGGGCAUCACCCUGACGGACAGCCAGCGCAGAGUUUUCUUCCGGAGACAUUACCCGGUGAACAGCGUGACCUUCAGUAGCAUGGACCCUAAGGACAGGAGGUGGACUAACUCAGACAACACGACCGUUAAGGUGUUCGGGUUCGUGGCCAAGAAGCCGGGCAGCACGGCCGAGAACGUGUGCCACCUCUUCGCCGAGCUGGACCCCGACCAGCCGGCCUCCGCCAUCGUCAACUUCAUCAACAAGGUCAUGCUGUCGCCUCGGCGAUAGAGGGGACGCCGGAGUCUCGAGUCACGCCCCUCACGUCCCCCGGCACUAAAAACGUCGUCCGUCAAUCGUUGCUCUUUUGUAAAUAUUCCGACUCCUCCGGGGAUGAGGAGGCUUCAGAGGGAAACGGGCGAGCAUCCGUCAGGGGCCGGUUCAAGGAGGCGAGACCGACUGGCCUCAGUCAGACACGUCGCCGUGGUAACCCUGACUGCAUUUAUCGUUCUGCAGAGCAGGGUCCCCGUCAAACUUUAAUUAAAACACAGGGGUCUUAGAAAAGAGAAAUCACUAAUCACAGUUAGGCGUCGUUUUAGAUUUGGAGACAUGAAAUAUUUAAACUGCUCCGUGUUAGUUCUUCAUCACUUAAGCAGGUAAAAGAUAACGGAGCAGAUUUAAAGUGACAUCGGCUGCAAAACGGCCGUCAUUUAAUGAAUGAGGGUCUAAUCUGGUCCGUGAAAUUUCAAAACAAGACUGCAAUUUUUCAAUAAAAAUAACUUCUUGUCCUAAUUUGUUCCUACUGUUUUAGAAAGAGAACACGUCACCAGCUGCUUCUCCAUUAGUUUUUUUGCAAAACAAAAGUGUUAUUUCUGAAAUUGCACUUCCAUUGAAAGGUGUGUAGUGAAUCGUGAAAUCUAGUCUUGUGAUAUCUCAUAAUUCUCUGACUUUCUCGUCACUUUGAGGAAGAUUGGCUUCAAAUGAACUGGUCACAUGACCCCCCUGUGUCAUCUUUGGUGACGGGAAAAAAAGUGUUUCCAUUGCACUUUUGUAUCGAUACGUCUGGAAAAACCACGACAUGAGAGCGUGAAAGUGUUUUUGAGCUUUAGAUCUUUAUAUCUGAGAGGUUUUUCCAAAUGUAACCGUUUCCUUUACCAGUUAUUUAUUGCGAUAUUUAGGUUUUGCGCAUUUCUAUUUCAAAUAAGACCCAAUGAGACUACACAUGCCCGAAUUUAAAACACUUUUUUGAAGAAAUUUAAAGGACAGUUUAUUGGAAACUUGUUCCUAAUUUACUUCUUUGCACUAAAACAAGUGGAAACAUUCUGGAGUUGUUGUUUCUUAAAGCUCCUUAUUCUGUUAUGUUGAGAUCAAAGUGAACUAAAUAAGAACAGGUUCCAGCUUGUUUCUUUUUUUAAAUCUUUCUGUGGAGGAAUGUCGACCUGUAGAUUUCAUCAUUUCAUCAGAUCAUGUCCCCACAUUUGAGGUCAGAGACAGAGAAGCAGCUGAUUGAUCACCUGAUCUCAUGUUAACUCUAUCUAAAUGCUGCUUUUAGUCCUGGACUAACGGCUUCAUGACGCUCACUGAGGCCGGACUCGCUCCCUGACUCAGGCCCCUGCUCAGAUCCAGCUUCAAGGCAGAAACACAACUGUUUAUAUUUUGUACGUCUAUAGAAUCUUAUUUUCUUAAAAGUAACCAAAGCCCUGACGACGACGAUGAUGAUGAUGUAAUUUACUUCCUGUAUCCCGAGGUGUUCAUGUAUCGUGACGUAUGUACAGCACAUUUACAGCCUUCGACACUUUGAAUCAUAACCGACAAUCGUGUUGCUUUUUCUUUUUCUUUUUCUUCACACACUUUUAAACCGAGCGAGAGCGACGUAACGAAAGGAAACAGGAAUGUCAGGUUUAUUUUAACCUUUAAACGAAUGUGUGUGCGUAUGUGUGUGCGUAUGUGUGUGUGUGUAGAGGGUGUUUAGGUUGAGGGGGGGGGGGGAUUAAAACAAAAAUAAAAAGAAGUUUUCGUCACGUCCGUUUUGUAAAAGAUUGGCAGGUGAAACGGGGACAAGUUGGAUGAGAAGGACGUACAGCAGCACGCAGGCGGUAACCAAAGACCAAGCACUCGCUAUUAAUAAGCUUCUUAUCGGCUCUAUUUUUGUACUUAUUGCUUUUUUUUUUUUUACUAUGCAUUCAUCUAUUGUGUGGCCAUGUUCGGUAGAAAGAAAAGAGAAAAAAAAAAAGACACUACUUGUAUUGCAGCGAUAAUAUAUUGUGGUCUGUUUCCUGGUUGAUCUCUAUAUUAUGUAGUAAUAUAUUUUCACAUGCAGCUAUAGGACAACGUAUGAGACAUGUCUGUAAAAGGAUAUUAUGCUAUUUUGUAUGCAAAAAAAAAAACAAAAAACUACAUGAAGAAUUAAACUGAAAUGAUGUGGUACAUGAA